Ilex paraguariensis (yerba mate) is the source of this 2013-nucleotide messenger RNA. The record is from the annotation of a GenBank genome assembly. NCBI's taxonomy places the organism in Eukaryota, Viridiplantae, Streptophyta, Magnoliopsida, Aquifoliales, Aquifoliaceae.
AUGGAGAUUAAUAGUUUUUCCAAAAGCAAUGUCUACAAAAAGAAUGACAUUUUGAGUCCUAGAACACCUAGAACUCCACCGAUUAGUGGAAAUUCAGACAACAAUCAAUACAGUACAUGGUCCUCUAAUGACCAGGACAGCGAAGAAGCUGAGGGAUCGUCUAAUCAUGGUCACAACAUCCAUGAAGUCUCUGAAGACAUUGAUCGGUUCACCGACUCUCUCUCCACUGCUGAUGACAAAUCAAAUGCUCCGCAAGUCCCAGAAACGGUUGAGACGAUUGUGAAAAUUAUCGAAUCGAGGAUUGCCAAGUUCAAUUCUAACAAAACUCCAACAAAGUCCGGUAAGAUGACCGAGGAAGACUCGUUUUUCAUGGAAGCCGUGAGGAGUUUAUCGAAACUAGCCAAUGCUUUCAACGAAUUCCCCUCGAGUUCAACCACCUCAUCAUUGCUUGACAGAACCAGCAUGGUCUUGCAGAGAGCUAUGGCGUUCAUGGAAGAGGAGUUUCGUGCUAUUCUGGAAUAUUCUGGAACCUCGAAUGCAAAACAUCUAAGCACAAAAUCCUCUUCUUUCAAUUCCAUACAAGAAGAGUCCUCCGACCGUUGCAUGUUGCCUGAACUCGAAUCUGCCAGAGAAGAUGAUUAUCCGGGAUACUCACCAGAAAUCGUAACAAAAAUGAACAGAAUUGCUAUGGUAAUGAUCUCCGUAGGCUAUGAAACGGAGUGUUGUAAGGUUUAUAGCAUUGCCAGACGAAAAGCAUUCAAUGACGCAAUGAAAAAGCUUGAGCUCGAGAAGAUAAAUAUCGAAGAUGUACAGAGGAUGCCCUGGGAGUCUCUCGAAGGAGAAACCACAAGGUGGAUCAAAGCAGCCAAGGACUGCUCCAAUGUCCUCUUCCCCGGGGAACGAAACCUUGCAGAAUCGGUCUUUUCGGAGUAUCCAUUGAUUUCUCGAAGCCUAUUCUCUAACCUCGCACGUGCUGUAGUCAUACAACUUCUUGACUUCGCUGAGGCCGUGGCAAUGACGAAACGAUCGGCUGAGAAGCUGUUCAAAUUUCUUGACAUGUAUGAGACUCUUUCUAAUCUCAUUCCGGCGAUCAGUGGGUCAAGUUCCGAUGACAAUCACCAUGAAAUGAAGUCUGAGAUCUCCUCCACCGGCGACCGGAUAGGGGAGGCUGCCGUGAACAUCUUCUGUGAUCUCGAGAACUCGAUAAAGGGCGACGUUGCAAGAACUCCAGUGCCCGGUGGCGCAGUGCACCCCCUGACGCGGUAUGUCAUGAAUUAUUUAAAAUACGCCUGUGAGUACAAGAAAACCCUAGAACAUAUAUUCCAACAACAUGCAAAGCUUGAAGGGUCCUCCAUUGGUUUUAUCAAAUCGAACCUAGAAACUGAGAACGAAAGCCCUCGUGGUAAUCAAAUUAUGGCAAAUGCGACGCCGUUUUCAAUACAAUUAAUGACAGUUAUGGACCUCUUGGACUCAAAUUUGGAGGCAAAGUCAACACUGUAUAAGGACCUUUCAUUACGCUACAUUUUCAUGGUGAACAAUGGUAGAUACAUAUUACAGAAGGUCAAGGGGUCCACAGAGAUCCACCAGGUGAUGGGUGACACGUGGUAUCGGAGAAGAUCAACGGUGGUGAGGCAAUUUCACAAGAAUUACCAGAGAGAGACAUGGGGUAGGGUUUUGCAGUGUCUAGGUCACGAGGGUUUGCAAGUGAAUAAGAAGGUGCAAAAGCUAGCGGUGAAAGAGAGGUUCAAGACUUUUAGUACGGUUUUUGAUGAGAUACACAAGACACAGAGCACGUGGGUGGUGAGUGACGAACAGCUUCAGUCAGAGCUUCGAGUAUCUAUAUCAGCUCUGGUGAUUCCGGCGUACCGGUCGUUCUUGGGGAGGUUCCAGCAGCACUUGGACGGUGGAAGAUCGGCGGAGAAGUACAUCAAGUAUCAACCAGAAGAUAUUGAGACCUUAAUUGAGGGACUCUUUGAUGGUAAUCCGACGUCCAUGAAUAAAAGGAGGACGUAG